CACCGCUCCUCUUCAACUCUCCCCGCCCCUCUCUCACCGCGUUAGAGGGGUGUUAGAGGUUCGGGGGCGACUUUGCAGAAUAGUUAGAAUUGUUGUUCUUACCGCCCAACCCCCCAAACCAAGCAGGCAAAUGUGGCCCUCUUUCAAAUGGCCCGAGCUGAUAGCACGGACCUGGUCGCCCUGGAAUCCCCAACGGUACCUAUUCCACCGUCAGCUUCAACAGUCUCGACGCCCGCGUCGUUCGCUCCGGGCGCCGGCGGCGGCGGCCUCGUUGUUGUCGCUGGCAGUGCCGGCCCCUACCACCAGCAGCAUGUGCAGCACCAGCUCCAGCAGCGGUUCGUCGACGGUAAAGUUCCACAGCAACAGCAGCAGCAGCAUCAACAGCACGGGCCGGAUCUAUACCAGCCUGCUCGGCGAAACGGAGGCGGCAGCCAGAAGCCUGCGCCGGUGGCCCUCGGAGACCCAGUCGCUGCCGGCGGUGGAGGCGGCGGCGGCGGCAUCGGCCUCGGCGCCGGCGGCACCCUGCCCCAGCUCGACGAUGCCGGCUCGACGGACUCGUCCCUGUUCGACGAGGACGUUAAGAAGCGCCCCCGGAAGCUGUUUUCUUUCGGGAAGCGGUUUGCCAAGUCGAAGAAGCAGCAAUAGCAGUGGCAGCAGCAGCAGCAGCAGCAGUAGCAACAACAGCAACGUCAACAGCUGCAGCAAGGACACCGACAGCGCGCGGACGGGCGGGAACGUUAACGCUCAGCAACUGGACGACGACAUGCCGCGGCCCGGCCAGCGAAGACGCCGGCACCAGCGACGACGAUGGUGGUCCACAUCAUCACGGCAAGGGGACAGCAGCAGCAACAGCACAGGCGUACGACGGUUCCCACCGACGGACACCCAUUUGACAUAGUACUUCCGUUACUUAGGUUUUUAAAGUCUACAGUUCUUAGGGCUAACUUAACUUAAGGCUUUUUACACACCCAUAAACACAACACACACACACACAACACAUCAACACUCGCACGCGGUACCGUAUGCGAAAUAGGGGGAAAGGGGAAGGGGAAUACACUCGAAAAGGGGCAGCUUAGCGUGGGCAGCCGGGUUGUCUCUAGACACCCGGAAGCUGCGCGCGAGAGCGUCCCUCCGACACCAAACGGCUGCAGGAAUCUUUGACCAAUAUUUAUUGACUCUGAUAUAUGUUAGGUUAUGGUUUUGCUUUCUCCCGAGCUUGAGGAAGAGCGGGGUUAAGUUUGCUGGUUGAAACGGUAAGCGGAGCGACAAAAACAAAGAGGGAAAGAGUAGAAAGAGCCGCUUUUAGUUGCGUUUGUGUGUCUGUAGUCUUCCGCAAAGCUGUUUCCGACACGGAAGUAGCGAAUGGGGGAAAUGAGGGGAGGAGGGGGGGGCAUUAGAACCACUUUUUGUUUGUGAAUCUGGGGAAAAAUGUAACGCCUCCUAACGAUGAGGGGGCGGAGGAUGGAGCUCGAAAGGGAGCGAAGAAUACACGUUUUUUUUUUUUCGUUUUGUUUUUACUCGCGCUCUGACACGGUGCGCGACAUUCGGUACACUUGCUUUAAUAAUGUGAGACUGCCACUCCACGUACUUUUGUGGCCGCGCAUGUGUGUAACUGGGGGAAUGGGGGAUGCACAAAGGGAAAGCGUGCAAGGCACGUUUGUCAAACCCGGCCGGUUGUGUGGUAGCCAUUUUAUGUAGAUAGGAACAAAUAUGGAUGUGCGCCCGCAGUGGAGUGGAAGGAGACGACGGGGACUAUUUAGCCAAUCGGAAGUCAUUAGAUAAAACAAUGCAAACACACACACACAAACGCAUAGCAAAUUCUAGAUAAAAAUAGUUACAUUGCGCACACAUAUUAAUAUAUACACUAUACACUCAACAACAACAAAAAAAACAAACUUAAAACGUUAUCCGAAAAGUCUGACCAAAUUCUAACGGGAGUGAAGCGAAAAAGGACCGUAAAAAGGAAACUAUACACAAACGGCCCGCUAAACGAAGCAAAACAGGUGGCAGGUGGCAAAAACGAAUGUCAAUAACUAAUGUAGGUGUACUGUGUCUAGUAGGGCGCAAGCAAAAGGACAAACAAUUCAACGGAAGGUAGAAACGCAAGCAAAAGGCGCGUGGUUAAGGUUGCGUGAGGCGAGAACCGUACAAAAAAAAACACACACCCCGUUGCUGUAGGUUUAGUGUAGUUUCGUUUCUGUUUUAUACAACUACCUACUACUACCUAACACCCCCCCCCCCCCCCCCCCCACAACCACAGCCCCGAUCUCUCGUCCCCAUUCCCUUCGUCUCGCAUGAUGAGCACCUGUCUAGCGACACUACGGAAAAAAACAGCACGCAGCUUUUUUAUUAAGUAAAGGACACGUUUAGCACACCGUUAGGAUGUUUGCAUACAGGGGUUUCCAGGGGUUCUCACAGUUGCGAGACAUUUCCUUGACUUUUUCCAAUGGCAAGUGAACUUCAAAUGACGGACAUUGGAAUUUAUGGCACCCUUGAUGGACGAGCUCCUUGGAAAUUCCUUCCAACUGGAUUUGUGCAACAAGGGUGCUAUGGAGUCCAAUUCCCAUUACAUUCAGUUCAUUUCACGUAAGAAGGAUUCAAUAAAGUGUCCCACAGCCAUGAAAACUCCUGAAAACCCGUGUAAAACACUAAGCUGGAUUGUCUAACGAUUGUCUAGCAAAGUCGAUGGGGUUUCGUUUGCGCUUACUCUAUAUCUCUCUCUCUCCCUCAACGAUUGUUUGCGUAUUUGAUACACGCAAUGCGGCUAUUUAUUUAUUGCAUCAAUUUGCUAAACCUCUGGACUGUUGCUUUUUUUUUUGUGCACACCACCAAUGAUCAGCACACUUAUUUGUUUGCACCAUGGCACGUACGUUUUGUUUUGAUUUUGGUCUAAGAUGGUGUUUUGGGAUGUUUGUCUUUUUCUUAAUUGUACCAUCCUUACGCUGCGGAUCUGUCUUCGAUGCUGUUGUUGUUGUUUUUUUUUGCACUGUUCACAACAACAAAGGGACAAAGGCACAACAGGAAUGCGCACACAUACUUACCUUUACUUAAUGUACGCACACGUAUGGGGAUUACCGUGGGGGAAGGCUCUCUGGCACACCAGACACGUUGCGGACCGUAGCGCGGCCUGCAAUGUGUCGUGCCGCCGGGAUCUGUUUGUCAGUUGUUGUUUUUUUUCUUCUUUCUUCUCCUUUUCAUCUUCUUUCUUUCUCUUCCAGUGUGUAACAUUCCGGCAUUAUCGAUAGUGAAUCGUGUACGGUUUUGUUUUGUUACUUCUGAUCAAAACGUUGUUUAUGCACGGUCCGGCAUAUGAAAUGCGUCUUGGGUGGGGGUAGUGGUGGUGGUGGCCUUUCGUGGGUGGUGGUGGGUUGUUUUGGGUGGGUUUUCACACUCGCUCACACAAAACAGGAGGUACACAAUACUUAACAAAUAGAAUCACACAUUAGCAGCCUGCUUUACUUAACAAACAAAUAUAAUUAUAAGAAACGGUUAAAAAAAAUAACGGCGCAAGCGAUUUUAAAAAGGCAAACGGUGUUUUUGAGGGUUAUCAAAAAACAAAAAACAAAAAAACGAAAGCAGAUGGAAGUGAGCGAUAAAACGACUUCACUCUGUGCGCGUGAUAAUGUUUGCUUCUUUAGACGUUUUGCGUUUGUGGUUUAUUAUUAUUAUUUUUUAUUUAAAAAUGAUACAAGAAACCUCUCUUCAACGGUAUCACGGGGCGCGCAGGCUCCAAACCCCCCAAAGGCGGCACACAAACAGGAAAGGUUUAGGGGGAUGGGGAGAGAAGAGAAGAGGAGACAGGGGGGGUUACUAGCAGGCAAAGAAAGCAGUAACAGGUGUUGUGUAAAUAUAUAAAUAAACGAAGAAAGGUAUUAUUAUGCAUAAUGACAAUUUAUAGAGCGUUAGGAGCAUGCGGAGCACGAAGAGAGGAUCCCAGGGCCACUGCGUCUCGUAUGCCUUUUUACCGGCUUCCAGCCACCUCGCUCGCACGUUCGGCGAGCAAAAGAAGAAGCGGAAGAAGAAGGGGGCGACUGUUGUUUUAUUUUUAAUUUAAUUUUUAUCUGUUCCUCGCACACCCCCGCCGCACACCACCCGCGCUUGGUUUAGGGUGCGUGUGUGUGUGUGUGCGCGCGCGCGCGCGUGUGUGUGUAUGGUAUAGGCAAAUGAACAUUAUUGAUAAAAUCAAACUAGAAAAAGGCAAGAAAAGGACACGUGACCGUAAAGUACACUCAAGCAACAGAAACAGAAGCAAAAGAAUCACAAACACCCACACACGGACGUGUGCUAGCAGAAGGAAGCUGUGUAUAGAUAUAUAUACAAGAGGAGAGGAAAAACAAGAUGGAAGAAUCUUAAGUGGAAGAAGGUUGUAAACUGAACAAGAAAAGCAAUAAAGCGAAAAAAGAGGAAAAA
Messenger RNA from Anopheles gambiae (African malaria mosquito), 4410 nucleotides. RefSeq lists its product as uncharacterized. The record is from RefSeq and is a predicted model, not a curated record. Lineage: Eukaryota; Metazoa; Arthropoda; Insecta; Diptera; Culicidae. The coding region runs from base 148 to 645 and encodes 165 amino acids. The transcript is spliced from 2 exons.